UAUGCAAACGGAAAAGCAGUGCUGCUAACUUUUUCCAAUAUUCCAGAAUUCUCAUGUCGUCCAAAUAGGAAAGUAACCUGAAAGCAUAUUUCUUCAAGUUGCACAGAAAGUACAAAGCGGCGGCGCAUCUGUGACUAUUAAAUUUUUAGAAAUGAACUUGAUCUUCAUGGGGAGAUAGAGAGACCUUGUUAUCAGAGUGUGGUUUUGUACAAAAUAUGAGUCAAUUUGUGUUCUUCGGGCGAAGCAUAACCUCGCUCGUGAUUCUUACUUGAUGCAAGAUGCAGUGCAAAAUCGACGACCUGCCCGACGAACUGUUGGAAUAUAUUUUGAGCCUGGUGCCGCCUUACAAAACCCUCGAGGCCUGCAAGUCUGUAUGUAGAAGAUGGAAACGUACCACGGAAGUUGUCAUAGCGCGCAGCGAAGCACAUUUUCAAAGAUCUGUGGCUGUUGGAUCCUUGUUGUGGAAUUCGUUGCCAUCUGUACACUGGGCACCUACAAUUGGCAAGAGACAUUCACAUUCAGCAUGUAUAUACAAUAAUUCUAUGUAUGUGUUUGGUGGCUGUUCAUCCACUUGGACAACAUUCAACGAUCUGUGGCGGUUAGAUCUAGAUACAAGAACAUGGGUGAGGCCAGUCAGCCUGGGUAGCUAUCCGUCGCCUAAAGCUUGCGCGACUAUGCUUUAUUAUCAGAAGAGCUUUAUUUUGUUUGGUGGCUGGUCCUAUCCAUUGCCGUAUCCUCUACAUCAGCAAUGGAGAUUAUUUAAUGAAUUACACAUAUACUCUAUAGAAUCAAAUAAAUGGACUACUAUAGAUACAUUAUUAACCCCACCACCAACGUCCGCACAUUCUGCAUCAAUACAUGGGAAUAAAAUGGUCGUAUUUGGUGGUGUAUGCGACGGAGAGAGUUCCAACGAUAUAUGGUGCUUCAAUUUGGAUUCGUAUCGUUGGCAAAAGCAAUUUGCGUCGGGAGAUUAUCUUCGGCCAGAACCGCGUUAUGGACAAUCUCAAAUUGAACUCGGAGACAAGCAUCUGCUUAUUCUUGGAGGCUGCACAGGACCAAAUGCUCCUAUGAACGAUGCCUGGUUAUUGGAGAUGGAAGGACCAUUGUGGAUAUGGAAGAAGGUUACUAUGUGCAAUACAGAAUGGGCACCAACGCGUAUCUGGUGUCAUCAAGCUUGUAAGGUGGGAAAUUAUGUUGUUGUACUGAGCAAAAAUAAACGCAAGGCCAAAUCUAAUGAUAUGAGUAUUUCGUUAAAAAAGACUGCUUGUCAAAGCUCUCUGUGUGCUCCGUCGCAUUGCGAAUCCAAUCCUUUAUUCAGGAGGCCGGAAAAUGUGUCCACCCCGGAUAGGGACGAAAACGUAAAUGGACGGCACGGAGCAUUCUCCAGGUCACACUUGCAAAGUGCACACACUUCAUCACACAUGUCUAUUUUCUCAAAACCGAUGUCGUUGUAUAGUGACAAUUUUUUAAGCAUGGCCGCAUUCCGUGAUCCACCUCUGCAUAGUAAUUCAAACACGUUUAGGCAACGUCAAUUGGAAUUGUUGAGGAAAAUGGAGGAGAAAAUUAAGAAUAAGAAGGCACAAGCGAAACCGGCGAAAAAAACUGAAAACACAUUAUCUAUAUUCGUGUUAGAUAUUACGAAAGUUCUUGAAGACUGCAGUGCUUCGUGGAUUCCCUUGAAGCAGGACAACUACUCGGGUCCUGAUGAGAGGAUCUUAUAUUCUCUUGUGGCAGGAAAAGGUGAGUUAAUAGUCUUCGGUGGUCUUCGUAAGCAACAAACGACAAUGGAUUGGAACCUUCCAAAAGAUGAAGUAUACAAUGACCUCCAUUUUAUAAAUCCACCUCGGUAUGAUAUUUAAUAUGAAUAAAUAAUUAAGUAGCACUAUCAAAAUUUCAUUCACAAUACAUUAUCGUUAUUUUCCGUUAUCUUCACACCAAACGUCCCGAAAAGAGAAUAGUUGUAUUAUCACAUAAGUUUUAUACAAUGUUAAAAUAGAAUUAAUUGAAAUUGAUAUAAAAAAAUGCACGUUAAUUGUAAACAUACGUUUGUUAUAAAAUAAUUUAAAAAUAAUGAAUUUAGAUUGUUAUAAAAUAUAUCUGAGUUACAUAUUUAAUAUUACAACGAUUCUGCACAACACAAAAUAUAUAAACUGAUCUUGUUUAGAGUGUACUAUAUUCACAUACAUUGUUAUUUAUUGAUAUAUAUAUAUAUAAGCCUUACUGCUUUUGAAUUCUGCAAGUUCGAUAUACCCAUAAUUAAAUAUCGAUAUUUAUACGAUUGUACUUUCAGAAAUGAUAAGUGCACGUAUUUCUACAAAUAUGUUACGAAAUUUGAAAAUUGCAAUUGAUACAAUAUUUUAUGUAUAAGAUUAUAUAUUAUGAUACAAUAU
Dinoponera quadriceps is the source of this 2390-nucleotide messenger RNA. It is a transcript of the gene Fbxo42, whose product is annotated as F-box only protein 42. The record is from RefSeq and is a predicted model, not a curated record. NCBI's taxonomy places the organism in Eukaryota, Metazoa, Arthropoda, Insecta, Hymenoptera, Formicidae. The transcript is spliced from 7 exons. Gene Ontology annotation, molecular function: protein binding. Bases 279 to 1859 code for a protein of 526 amino acids.